Molecule: messenger RNA, 2655 nt
Organism: Pantherophis guttatus
Lineage: Eukaryota; Metazoa; Chordata; Lepidosauria; Squamata; Colubridae
Gene: ULK3
Product: unc-51 like kinase 3
Biological process (GO): protein autophosphorylation; autophagy of mitochondrion; response to starvation
Cellular component (GO): cytoplasm; cytosol; autophagosome
Molecular function (GO): ATP binding; protein serine/threonine kinase activity
Source: RefSeq, a predicted model, not a curated record
GAGGAGCCUCGGCCGCCUCCGCCUCUGCCUCUGCUUCCAAGCGGGGACCCGGAGGAGCCUUGCCCGGCCCGGAGAUGGCCGGGGCCGGCUGGGCACCUCCGCAGCUGGAAGAUUUCUUGCUAACCGAGCGGCUGGGCAGCGGCACUUACGCCACUGUCUUCAAAGCCUACAGGAAGAAGAAUACCCGGGAAGUGGUAGCCAUCAAAUGUGUGAGUAAGAAAAAUCUGAACAAGGCCUCUGUCGAAAACCUGCUGACCGAAAUUGAGAUCCUGAAGACCGUCCGGCACCCUCAUAUUGUGGAGUUAAAGGACUUCCAGUGGGACAAGGAAUACAUCUACUUAAUCAUGGAAUAUUGUGCUGGAGGUGAUCUGUCCCGUUUCAUUCGUAGCCGGAGGAUUCUUCCAGAAAAGGCAGCUUGUAUAUUUCUACAACAACUGGCUUGUGCCUUGAAGUUCCUUCACGAUAAGAAUAUCUCCCAUCUGGACCUCAAACCCCAAAAUAUCCUACUGAGUUCCUUGGAGAAACCUCAUCUCAAGCUGGCAGAUUUUGGGUUUGCACAGCACAUGUCCCCCAGAGAUGAGAAGCACGUGCUGAGAGGGUCUCCACUUUACAUGGCGCCCGAAAUGGUGUGCAGUCGGCAAUACGAUGCUCGGGUAGAUUUGUGGUCAGUGGGCGUGAUCCUCUACGAGGCCCUCUUUGGCCGACCCCCUUUCGCCUCCAAAUCUUUUGCUGAGCUGGAGGAGAAGAUCCGCAGCAGCCAACCUGUUGAGCUUCCCAGCCGCCCCCGCCUCUCCCCGGAAUGCCAGGAUCUCCUGCAGCGUCUUCUGCAAAGAGACCCCCAGCAGCGCAUCUCCUUCCAGGCGUUCUUCGCGCACCCCUUUGUGGACAUGGAACACAUGCCCAGCGCGGAAAGUUUGGGGAAAGCAACCCAACUUGUCAUGGAGGCCGUCAAGAAGGACCAAGAAGGUGACAUGGCCACCGCCCUGUCACUCUACUCCAAAGCUCUGGAGUACUUUGUUCCUGCCUUACGCUAUGAACGGGACGCUCAGCGGAAGGAAGCCAUCCGAGCCAAGGUGAGCGAUUACAUCUCCCGUGCAGAGCAGCUCAAGGUGCUGGUGGCAUCGGACAACAAAGCCCUUUUGCAAAAAGGCUGCCCCGGACGGGACAUUUUAAAAGAGAUGUCCAAGAACAAACCUCGCCUUUACGCUGCUCUGGAUGUAGCAUCUGCUGCUGUGGCCAAGGAAGAAGAAGGAAAGGAGGAUAGUGAAACACUGGAGUUGUAUCAGCAGAGCUUGGGCGAAUUGCUGCUGAUGCUGGCUGCGGAACCUGCAGGAAGAAGACGAGAAUUGCUACACGCCGAGAUCCAGACGCUGAUGGGCCGAGCAGAGUAUCUUAAAGAACAGAUCAAGAUCAAGGAAUCGCAGUGGGAAGCUGAGUCCAUCGGAAAUGAGGGCCUUUCGGAUUCUGUGAGAAACUCAUGUACUUUACAGUGACCCAUUGCCAGGAAGUGGCCUGGGAGCUUCCGUACCUCAACCAGCGAGCCGUGGACAAUCCGAAUUUACACCCCAUUUUGGGGGGACUAAGAGUCGCUGGCCUAGAGCCGUGUCCCUCUGCAGAUUCAGACGGAUGGAGCAAACUCUGGGGAAUCUGAAGUUUUGUAGACAGCCAAGUCUUGGUAUGGCGUGGUUUAUUUUUCCAGUUGGCAGAACCGAAUUGAAGUGAGUAACUUUAGAUCAGGGGUCCCCAAACUUGGCAGCUUUAAGACUUGUGGACUUCAAUUCCCCAAAUUCUCCAGCCAGCAUAGCUGGAGUUGAAAUAGUUGAAAUCCACAAGUCUUUUUUUAAAAUUUAAUUUAAUUAAUUUUAUUAAAUAUACCAUUUAAAAACAUUAGACUUGGUGCGACUUCUCUGGUACAUACUUUUCUAACACUUUUUCUUUCGUGUGUAUUACAAUAUAAUAUCAUGCAUAUUCCAUAUAUGCUUUUGGUACAUUCAAUCACACUUCAGUUACGUGCAUAUUCCCUUCGUCUCUAUUCAAAUCCAAUUUAUUCCUAUCUAAUCUUUCUUAAUUUAAUUUUAUUUAUUUUUCUCCCCUUUUCUUCACUCGGUUUCUAAUUCUCUAUCCCUACAUUCCUCCUUUUCUCUAGCCAUUUAUAAAAUGUAUUCCAGGUUACAAAUUUCCGAUUCAUCUUUGUCUUUGAGCUCCAUUGUUAACCUGUCCAUUUCUGCACAGGUCAAUGUUUUGUUAGUUAUUUCUACCUCCUGUGGGUUCUCUCUGCAUUUCCAAUUUUGUGCGAAUAUCAACCUCGCUGCCGUUAGUAUGUGUACCAUAUGAUAUAUUUCUUCUUUUUUGUAAUUAUCCCUUACUAUACCCAGAAGGAAAAGUUCUGGCGUCAUAUCUAUCGGCUUGUUUAAAUCCACAAGUCUUAAAGCUGCCAAGUUUGAAGACCUCUGCCUUAGAGCCUAGCUAUAUCAAAUAUUUAAAGAGCAGAGAAUAAGCUCAGGGUACUUUCAUUGAAGUUGCGUAGCAUAUACGGUAUUUACACAAUGUUUACAAUUGGGUGGUGCCAGGAAUGUUCUUCCUGUGCAUUAUCCUGACUGAGGGAAGAUGGAGAAUCUUAUAGAGAAGUGUUUUCAUAAACUAUUUUUGAACGCC